Molecule: messenger RNA, 2592 nt
Organism: Nematolebias whitei (Rio pearlfish)
Lineage: Eukaryota; Metazoa; Chordata; Actinopteri; Cyprinodontiformes; Rivulidae
Product: contactin-4
Exons: 18
Coding region: 1-2592 (863 amino acids)
Biological process (GO): cell-cell adhesion; axon guidance
Cellular component (GO): axon; plasma membrane
Molecular function (GO): protein binding
Source: RefSeq, a predicted model, not a curated record
AUGAGGUUUACUCAAGUUUUACAGAACUUCAGCAAGAAACCAAGGAAUACAGUGUUAGUGAGAGAAGGUCAAGCUGUGGUUCUUCUCUGUGGCCCGCCACCCCAUUACGGAGAGAUCAAAUACUCAUGGGUUUUCAACGGACAGCUCAGCUUCCUGCAGCAGGAUGCUCGUCGCUUCAUCUCUCAGAGGACCGGAAACUUGUACAUCGCUAAGGUUGAAGCUUCGGAUGCAGGGAAUUACACAUGUGCAGUGAGAAACAUGAUGACCAAUGCUACAGUGAUCAGCUCCCCAACUCCCGUGGUGGUGCGAAGGGACGUUGUGAUGGGUGAAUAUGAGCCAAAGAUAGAGGUUCACUUUCCUGACACUCUCCAUGUCUCCAAAGGAUCAUCAGUGAAGCUGGAAUGCUUCGCUUUAGGAAAUCCCGUACCCUCUAUCUCCUGGAGGAAAGCCGAUGGAAAUCCACUCCCUGGCAAGAUUAAAAUCAACCACUCCACUGGGGACCUGGAAAUUCCAUAUUUUCGCCCAGAGGAUGCCGGUGUGUACGAGUGUGUCGCCGAGAACAGCAGAGGAAGAAAUGUGGCCAGAGGACAGCUCAUAUUUCAAAAUGUUGAACAUCUUCAAUGGUCCCAGAUGCUGAAAGAUGCACAUAUGGCAAUUGGUGCCAAUUUACAAUGGGAAUGUAAAGCCAUUGGUAAGCCUCAACCAUCUUAUCGAUGGUUAAAGAAUGGUCAUCCACUACCAACAGAGGGGAAAGUUCAUAUUGAAGCAGGGAGACUUAUCAUAUCCAAGAUCAGUUUAUCAGACUCAGGGAUGUAUCAGUGCGUGGCAGAAAAUGAAUAUGGAUCUAUCUAUGCAAGCGCAGAGCUAAAGGUUGUAGCUUCACCGCCCGACUUUACUCAGCGGCCUGUGAAGAAGUCCACAGUGAUCCAGAGAGGGGGGGAGGUGGUGUUAGAAUGUCGGCCCAACGCUUCACCCAGGGCCGUGAUUUCCUGGUGGCGAGGGGGAAAACUCCUGAAAGACAGUGAGAGACACACUAUCUCAGAUGAUGGAAAUCUGCGAAUCACCAAUAUCUCUAAAUCUGAUGAGAGCCGGUAUACAUGUGUGGCCAGAAACCAUUUUGGAGCGUCGAGCAGCACAGGAGCUCUGGUGGUGAAAGAGCCCACCAGGGUUAUUGUUCCACCUUUGACUUCAGAUGCAACUGUGGGACAGAGUCUUGUGUUACCUUGUGAAGUGUCCAGUGAUUCAUCUCUAAACCCCAACUUCAAGUGGUUCUUCAACGGUAAAGCCAUAGACUUCAGUCGGCAGGAGCACUACGAGAUGAUUGGAGGGGCUGAUGCACAUUUCUUCCUUCUGGCUCUUGCAGGACCUCCUGGUCACCCGGAUGUUCCAAUAGUGACUAAUGUCACUGAUACAACAGUUCAGCUGUCCUGGAACGCUGGACCUGACCAUCAUAGUCCCAUCACCAUGUACAUGGUGCAGGCUAGGACCCCUUUCUCUAUCGGCUGGCAAACAUUGAAAACUGUUCCUGAUUCUGUGCCUGGACAGAUGAUGCAAGCAACAGUGCAGGAUUUGAACCCCUGGGUGGAGUAUGAAUUCAGGGUGGUGGCAAUCAACAAUGUUGGUGUUGGAGAACCCAGCACGCCAUCCAAACAGAUUCGAACCAAAGCAGCAGUUCCCAAGGUUUCACCAGUUAAUGUUAGUGGCGGUGGGGGAGCUCGAGGAGAGCUCAUCAUUACGUGGGAGCCAGUUCCAGAGGAACAGCAGAGCGGAGAGGACUUCGGCUACAUUGUGGCUUUCCGCCAACUUGGCAGCAGCACCUGGAUCCAGACAGUGCUCGCUUCCCCAGACACAUCAAGAUAUAUCUACAGAAAUGACAGCAUCACACCCCUGUCCCAGUAUGAAGUGACUGUGGGUGUUUACAACAGCAUGGGAGAGGGGCUGUUCAGCCAUGUUGUUACAGUGCUUUCUGCAGAUGAAGAGCCAUCUGAGGCACCAUCAGUUGUAAGGGCACAUGCUGUGUCUGCAUCUGAGAUUGAGGUGUGCUGGGAACCAAUUUCUUCUACAUCCAGCAGCGAGAUCAUAGCAUACGAGGUCCUCAUUUGGGCAGAGGGGUUUGAGCAGAGUAAGGCAAACGGAGUGAAAGUUAUCAACAGCUCAGCUCUGCUCUCCGGUUUGAAGGGCAGCACACUUUAUCAGAUCGCAGUCAGAGCCCAGAACAGUGCUGGAUUUGGACCCUGGAGCCCCUUUUUUAAUAUCACCACCAAGAAACCACCGCCAAGUCAUCCUCCUAGGGGCAUUAAAUGGAACCUGACCAACUUGAAGAUCAUUUUGAAGUGGGAACACGUCAAGGCAAUGCAGAAUGAGUCCAAGGUGAUGGGAUACAAGGUUGUGUAUCGACAGAGCUGGCAUGCUCGAACUACAGUACUUGAAACCAAUAAGACCAAUGUGGAACUGCAAAUCCCUUCUGGAGAGGACUACCUAAUAGAGAUCAAAGCUUUGACUGAAGGGGGGGAGGGUGCCAGCAGUGGCCCCAUUCGCAUACCAAAAAUGUCCAGUAAGUUUUCAAAGACUCUGAAGCACAUAAAUUAUUAA